Exophiala xenobiotica is the source of this 561-nucleotide messenger RNA. RefSeq lists its product as uncharacterized. Lineage: Eukaryota; Fungi; Ascomycota; Eurotiomycetes; Chaetothyriales; Herpotrichiellaceae. The record is from RefSeq and is a predicted model, not a curated record. The transcript has a single exon. The coding region runs from base 1 to 561 and encodes 186 amino acids.
AUGCAAUUUGCGCCUAUCCUGACCCAAAUUGCACGGCUUCCAUACGAAUCGUGGGAAAACCAAGAGGUUGCCCUGCAGAACAUCUUCCACUGCGUCAAGGUUGUAGAGACCCAACGCAGCAUGUACCCAUCGGCAGAUUGGUGCGCUGAGCUUGUUGCCAACAUGCUCUCCAAAGGACGGAUCAGUCUUCUCACAGACGCAGAGCAAGUCAUAUACGGCCUCAACUUUGGGGACAUCGGCUACAACAGCAGAGAAUCCGCCACAAACUUCACUAUGCCACUUGCCCCGUCCGAAGUCCAUAUUGAACAAAAUAUGGACGGUGCAAUACCGCCAGUGUCGCACGAUGAACGUGCUAAUGAGUCUGAGCAAGCUUCAACAAUGCAAAUCCAUUCAAACUGGGAUCCAAGCAUGGUACAGGAUGAUCUGCCGGAAUACGAUACUCUCAGGAAUGGAACUGGUCAACAUGAACCAUGGCAUGACAGUGGAACACUCUCCGAUGACUGGAUGGAGAUGUUGUUUAGUUUUGAGGACUCACGCAACACCUUUUUAGACAUUGUCUGA